This is a messenger RNA of Bicyclus anynana (squinting bush brown), 1819 nucleotides long. RefSeq names its product protein takeout-like. Lineage: Eukaryota; Metazoa; Arthropoda; Insecta; Lepidoptera; Nymphalidae. The transcript is spliced from 5 exons. The record is from RefSeq and is a predicted model, not a curated record. The coding region runs from base 1081 to 1686 and encodes 201 amino acids.
AACAGGUAAGUAAAAUAUGUAUUUGAAACCAGACAAAGAAUGUCACACCGGGGUAAUUUAAGUGAGAAAUUUUCUUUAUCGUUUUGUCCAAAUGGUGGUGAUUAAGAAAGAAGAAAAAAACUUAACAUUCAAAUCCAGUACAACAGGCAAGUAUUGGUACCAUAUGAAUAAGACCAAUCUGGUUAAUAAAAUAAUGUUUCUUUAUCUUUUCACCCAAAUAGCAGCGAUUGUUGAUUGCUGAGUCUAGUGAGAGGGUUAUGAGAGAAAUUAAUAAACAAAGUAGUAUUUUGUAAGUAAUUAUUACGAUAAUGAGCAGAAGAACGUGUGAUAAGAUCUCGAUAAUAGAAUAAGAUUAAAAGAAUAUUGCGACACUAUCAUCACGUCUCCUAGAAAAAUGUAUUUAAAUGAAAAAGAAAUGUAAUCACAUCUUAAUUGGUAAUCUAUAAGUGCAUCUAAUUAGUUUCAAAUAGAACAUUAAUAAUGUGGAAAUGGUUUUGUUUUUUGCUGAGUGCAGUAAUUUAUGUUAAUUGUUUAGAAAAAGAUUUCAUAAACUGUAAGUAUUUGGAGAGUUUUUUAUUAUUAAGUUACAAUAGAAUAUUAUACAAGUAUUAUUUAUAACACAAUAAGUUAAAAAAUACCUUAUUUUUAAACUAUUUUCAAACUGGAGUCCCUCGGCAAAAAAGGCAAAUGUAAAGUAAAGUAUACGAUACCUACAAAGUUAAAAAAGGAGUUUUCCUAAACUAAGGUUGCCUGUAAGAGAUCGCCACGAUCUCUUCCAUGGCGCCUUAUUUAUCCUACUUCUUUUUUUCUUAUUUUUCCGUUAUAUUGUUUCUUUCCUUGUUUUGAGGUGUAAAUAAAAUUAAAACAUACACGUUUAUAAUGCCAUUUUAUAGAAUAAUUAUUAAUGAUACCCAUUAUUUAACAAUAGAUUAAAAAUUGACUUUGAGGUAACAUUUUUUAUCAAAUAAAAUACCUACAUAAUUCUAGGCAAAUUAUUUUUCAAUUUUAGUUGGAGGUUUCAUAUGUCCUCGAGAAGACGCGGCUCUAGGACGAUGUCUACGGGACGCCCUGAACGCCUACAUGCCACAAUUAGCAACAGGCUUACCAGAAUACGAUAUACCGCCGUGCGAACCUCUGCUCGUUCCAUCGCUGGCGGUGCAAAAGACAGCUGGGCCUGUAUCGAUCACAUCUUCCUUCAGUGACGUCACCGUGCGAGGCCCAUCACAUAUGAAAGUGAAGCAUGUUGAUGUGGUGUCGAAGAAUCAUUCAUUAGUUGCUACACUCCAUAUACCCGAGUUGAGGGUGAAGGGUGACUACAGUCUAAAGGGACAACUGUUAAUGCUACCCAUUGAAGGAAGUGGAAAAUUCUCUGCUAAAUAUGGUGACAUCGACGCAAUAGUGACAAUAGUUCUGGGCCGCACACCUAGGGACAACGCCGCUGAUGCUCUGGCCUGCCAAAGUCUAGAUGUCAAAUUCCACAUAGGAACAGCUACGAUGGAACUGAACAACCUAUUUGGAGGAGAUGAUGAUUUAGGAAAUGCUAUGAAUAAAUUCCUAAAUGAAAACUGGGAGAAUCUCGUAUCGGAACUCCAAACACCAAUGGAGGAAGCUUUGAGAGAUUUCUUGAAACCGUUAGCAGAUCAUGCAUUCGGAACAUUGGACGCAGACGAUAUAUUGUCUAAGUAGUGUUAAAUUAAGUAGUGAAAUUAAUUUUAAGAUAGAUCUCAACCAUAUUACUAUAAAUGUAUCUUGGUCUGUAAUAAUAAAUGAUUUAUUUAAAAGUUUUCGUUUUGCUGUAAAUAAAUGUAAUAUUUAAAUA